Mandrillus leucophaeus (drill) is the source of this 1508-nucleotide messenger RNA. It is a transcript of the gene MIIP, whose product is annotated as migration and invasion inhibitory protein. Gene Ontology annotation, biological process: negative regulation of cell migration; negative regulation of G2/M transition of mitotic cell cycle. The transcript is spliced from 10 exons. NCBI's taxonomy places the organism in Eukaryota, Metazoa, Chordata, Mammalia, Primates, Cercopithecidae. The record is from RefSeq and is a predicted model, not a curated record. The coding region runs from base 117 to 1277 and encodes 386 amino acids.
GCGAGGGGCUCGGGGGCUGCAGUGGAAAAGAAGGGGAGAAGAGCUGGGGCAGGAACCCAGCCCUGAGGACAUCCUGUGGCCCAGGGGCAAGUGACACCUGCUGCAGGAGGCCCAGGAUGGUGGAGGCUGAGGACCUGGCGCAGCUGCGGCUGCUCAACCUGGAGCUCCUGAGGCAGCUGUGGGUGGGGCAGGAUGCUGUGCGGCGGUCAGUGACCAGGGCAGCCUUAGAGUCAAGCCUGGAAUCCAGCAGCUACAAUUCAGAGACUCCAUUGACCCCAGAGACGUCCUCAACUUCCUUGAGCACCUCCUGCCCACGGGGCCGGUGUCCUGUGUGGAGCUCACCAGAUGCCUGCCAAGGGGACCCCCGUGAUGUGGCCAGAUCGGGGGUGGCCUCUCUCCCACCUGCCAAAUGCCAGCACCAGGAGUCCCUGGGCCGACCGAGACCCCACUCAGCACCCUCCCUGGGCACCUCAAGCCUGAGGGACCCAGAGCCCUCAGCGGGGCUAGGUGAUCCAGGACCCCAGGAGGCACAGCCCCCGAGGUCCAUCCUGGCUCAACAGAGCAAGCUGUCCAAGCCCAGGGUGACCUUCUCUGAGGAGUCUGCAGUUCCUGAGAGGAGCUGGCGCCUCAGGCCGUACCUGGGCUAUGACUGGAUUGCAGGGUCUCUGGACACCAGCUCUUCAAUCGCCAGCCAGCCUGAGGCCUUCUUCUCGAAGCUGCAGGAGUUUCGGGAAACCAACAAGGAGGAGUGUAUCUGUAGCCAUCCUGAACCCCAGGUCCUGGGCCUGCGUGACAGCAGUGGCAGCGGCGUGGAGGAAGACCAUGAAUGCGUGUACUGUUACCGUGUCAACCGGCGCCUGUUCCCCGUGCCUGUGGAUCCCGGCACCCCCUGCCGCCUGUGUAGGACACCACGAGACCAGCAGGGCCCUGGGACCCUGGCGCAGCCGGCGCAGGUCAGGGUGAGCAUCCCGCUGUCCAUCCUGGAACCCCCGCACCGGUACCGCAUCCACCGGCGGAAGAGCUUUGACGCCUCCGACACACUGGCCCUGCCCCGGCACUGCCUGCUGGGCUGGGACAUUUUCCCUCCGAAGUCUGAGAAAAGCUCAGCCCCCAAGAACCUGGACCUCUGGUCCUCUGUCUCUGCUGAGGUCCAGCACCAGAAGCUGUCAGGCACCAGCCCCCCCGUCCACGCCUUGCCAAUGCAGGUGCCGCCCCCCACCCCGAUCUGGUCAGUGCCCCAGGUCCCUCAGCCCCAUGUCCCACGGCAGAAGCCUUGAGGACUGACUCCUGGAGGAGGACAGCAUUCCCGCCGCCUCCAGCCUCUCACCUCUGGCAGGCGCACCCAGGAGAUGGAAGCCCCUGCCCGGCCCGCUCAGGCCCGGCUGUCCUAGGUUGGGCAGGUGGGUGGGCCCAGGCUUGUCUGCUGCCUGGGUUCCAGAGAGGAAGGACCCUGGGGUGGAGGGUGAGGGAUUCUGUGGAAAUUUUAAAAUAAAGCUCAGUGCUCUGCA